Molecule: messenger RNA, 3824 nt
Organism: Xiphophorus couchianus (Monterrey platyfish)
Lineage: Eukaryota; Metazoa; Chordata; Actinopteri; Cyprinodontiformes; Poeciliidae
Gene: fgf5
Product: fibroblast growth factor 5
Exons: 3
Coding region: 2880-3557 (225 amino acids)
Molecular function (GO): growth factor activity
Source: RefSeq, a predicted model, not a curated record
UGAUCUUUAAACCAAUCCAACCUUUCCCACAUGGCAAGACAGGAAGGCUCUGAUGAGUUAAUAACCUUAUGAAUAUUAUUUUUAUCAUGAAACAAAGGCAAGGCACAGACAGCUGCUCAGGUUGUACAUUUUAAAAGUGUUAAAUGAUGAACACAUAAGGCUCAUGAAUGAACAAAACCAAUAUGGAGCAUGGACAAGGAAGGCACAAAAAACGCUGCAGAAGCCAAAGAGGAACAGCACAAACUGAGAGGCUUAAGUAGCUCAGCAAACAGGUGAGAGAGGAAGACAAUCAGAUCAGACACAGGUGGACUGAAUGAAGCUGAUGGGCAGCGAAAAACUGGCAGGUGGAGCAGAAUGACAAGAAAACAUGAAAACACGAGCACAGCAUGAAGCAGGACAAAACACGACAAUAAACCAAGAAACUGAACAUGAGGAAAUAAUGUACAUACAUACAUAUGUAAACAUGGUGGCAGAGUGUGUCUGAGGCCUAAUUAAAGUAAGACAACUUUUUCUUUCCAUUAUCAUCAAUAUUCACAUUUUUGAUCUGCAUUUAAAAUCUGUACAAUUUUAGAUCCAACAAGAAAAUAUUGAAUUGAGCAUCACUGACAGGUGCAGGUGACCCUGGGUAAUCUGCUGAGCAAAUAAUCUCACUACUGUUGGAAAUAAUAGUUAAUUUACUUGCCUCAGUACAUUUGUUGUUACAGUAGAUGAAUUAGAUUAAUUUCCUCUAUAACAUAGAAACAGCCCAGGAGAAAAUCAAGCAUAUUUUUGCAUCUGAAGACAUUUUUUAUUAUUACAUUUCGCAAUCUAUCAAAUAACAGGACUAAUAAUAAGAAUGAUUAUGAGAAAAAUGUAAAAAGCAGAAAAUAAAGAUGUUCAGAUCUGCACACCUGGCCUGUGGCUCUGCAAGCCGAGCCUGAUUGGACUAAAGUACCCAGAUGAAGGCGUGUCUCAUUUCUGACACUGUGUGUGGGUGUGUGUGUGUGUGUACGGGUGUGAGAGAGAAGACAAACAAUCCAAUUAGUCUCAGCCACAAAGGAGGCCAUCAUUAUCUCUCAGCUGCAGCUUAUCAAACCAUUUAUUUGCUGCUUUUGAGACUUUGGUUUUAUUUUUCAGUAAAAAACUGUCAAUUUGGUUCAGAAAAAAUGAUGACAUUAUGUAAACGUGAUUUGUAUAUAUGUUUUUAUACACAUACAAACACAUCUCGCUGGAGCUAAAAUCCUGUUUCCUGUGAUAUCCAUCUUUGUUUUGUUUUUUUCAAGAGCUUAACUAAAGAAAUGUUGUCCAAAUUGUGUGUUUGAAACAGGCUACUAGUAAAGAGCAUGAAGAACUGAUUUAAAAUGAGUUCUUAUCUAAGCUCUCUGACGUGUCGACACUACAUUGUGUCUUUGUUUAGGUUUCAGAGCCAUUUUAUAUCAGAAUGAUUCAAUUCUCAGAGGUGAACAGCUCUAGAAACUGUAAAUGAGUGAAAAAUUCUAAUAAUUUUAUAAGAAAGUUGCACAUUUCUCAAGUUUUAAAUAAUUUGUGUUGCUGAAAAGCAAAUGCAAGUCCAUAAAAAGAGAAACGUUCUGGUCUUUGUCCUCAGUUUUAUCUCGGUGAUCACGUUUUCUGACCUAGUAGUCAGUCUUCAUCACCUGUUGCUGAACAGAUCUGCAACAGUAUUUAAGAACUUUAUUUUAGAUGUAUACCUCUGCAACUUUUGUUGUUGUUAAUUAACAACAACAAACUUUAGUGCAUUAGUUUAAUUUUAUAUGAUUGAAGUAGAGUAUAGAAAAGAAAAUUGUUUUCUAAAUGUUUGUGCAUGUACAAAUCCUGUUUAAUUUUCACCUAAUUGGUAAACAACGUAAUUUAAUCUGAGUGUAAAUUCAGCUGUUCUGUUUCUGGUAUUACAGAUUUGUUAGAGAACUUUAGUGAACAGCCAGAACGACCCAAACCCAGGAACACAGCAGACAGGUCAGGGAGGGAUUUAAAGGACGUUAGGUUUUAAAACAACCUCCCAAGCAGAGGCGGCCUGAGCCCGUUUGGCACCCUGGGCAAACACGUUUCAGAGCGCCACCAGCAAAGACACGCAACUGCACCAAACUCCAGUUGUUUUGUGCAAAACAUGUUGGUACCAUAUCAAUUUCCUUCCACUCACAGUUAUGCAAAUCAAACUUCAAACCAAGACAGUUAUACUUUAUGUUGCUUUAUCACUUAAAAUCUGAAUAAAACUAAAGUUUGUUGUAAUGUGAUAAGGUAGAAAACUGAAAUGGAAGUGAAACAGUAUCGGAGACUCUGUAAAAAUCACCAUAUUCAUUAUUAAUGGCUGUUUUACUGAAGGAUUAACUUUUUAUUCUAUCCAUACCCUGGACAUGCAUUCCGCUCAGAAUACAUGAUUCAGCUCUUCAGCAGCCGUGUAAAACAUUAUAAAGCAUCAGAGCCAGUGUUUAAACCCAUCUCUGGGUCGGAGAUUUAAACUUUUCUUUAUAGAUAAAAGGAGGUGAGACGUUCGUCCUGCAGCUCCGGGGACAAACCGACUCACUCCCGUUCAAAAUAUUUUGUUUCUGUGCGUAAAAUGCUGCAUCCUGGCGCGGAGGAUUUCUUGGAAAGACCUCCGUGUCGGUGGCGCUUCCUUCACGCCCCGCUGCUGUGGGUUGGAGCUGAUCAGGAGUGGCAUCUCGGCGACAAAAUCCCGCUGAAAGAGCGUCCUUUAGAGCUCAGGCAUGCAUGAAGCUGUGAGCUCACUGGCGUUAUAAAUAUCCCCAGCAGAAGCACCGCGGCCGGGGUAAUGCCCACCCGCGCCGCACGUUUGUGCGCGCAAACCUUCUGGGUUCUUGACCUCGCCACUGGAUCGGUUAAAAUGCGAAACGCGGCGUGGUGAGAGUCUCCUGCUGGGAAGAAUGAAUGUUCCUCUCUGCCUUCUGACCUUCGCUCACUGGAUUUGCGCCGCGGCCGCAGCGCAGCGCGCCUCUUUGCUCCUUCAGGAGGGGAUCAGCUCGGGGCGCAGGACCUGCAGGCUCUACUGCAGGGUUGGCAUCGGCUUCCACCUCCAGAUUCAUCCCGACGGCAGAGUGAACGGCAGCCAUGAGCCCAACCAGCUGAGUGUCCUGGAGCUGAUUGCGAUUUCUCAGGGCGUCAUCGGCAUCAAAGGGGUUUACAGCAACAGAUUCCUGGCCAUGAAUAAAAGAGGACGGCUUCACGCCACCGAAUGGUUCUCAGACGACUGCAAGUUCAGGGAACGUUUCCAGGAGAACAGCUACAACACCUACGCCUCAGUGAUCCACAGGAACCAAAGGACCGGUCGGGAGUGGUAUGUUGCCCUUAAUAAGCGGGGGAAAGCUAAAAUGGGCUCCAGUCCGCGGGUCAAAUCCCAGCACGUCUCCACCCACUUCCUACCCAGGGCCAGCCUGCAUGACUUUACCCAGAAAGGCUUCACCAUCACAGAGCGGAGCAAAGAGAGGAGGAAAGCGCCGCCACCGUCGCCCCCCAGACCUCCAGCCGUGAUCCCGAAAGCCCCCACAGGACCAGUCCAGAGACGCAUACAGGUCAAAUACUGGCCCAAGUUCAGGUUUGGAUAAGUUUGGAAAGGAGGGACCAGAAUAAUAAACUUUAAAUAAACUGGACAAAAGUCAUUUCUGAUGCUCAAAUCAUUCCAGGAUUCUGUGUAGCAUGGAAAACAAACUCAAAGGCCUGCCAGGAACACUCACUCAACCUGACGCUCGGAUCUGUGGUGACGGGUGGAAGUUUUCUUUGCACUUAACUCUGUGUUGCUCCUUCCUGUUGUACAUCAUCACUAAUGUUCUGGUUAUGGUGCUUUUAAAGCAGAAAUCCUACCUGAACACAUC